Lycium ferocissimum is the source of this 1317-nucleotide messenger RNA. RefSeq names its product putative late blight resistance protein homolog R1B-16. Bases 1 to 1317 code for a protein of 438 amino acids. Lineage: Eukaryota; Viridiplantae; Streptophyta; Magnoliopsida; Solanales; Solanaceae. Gene Ontology annotation, biological process: defense response to other organism. The record is from RefSeq and is a predicted model, not a curated record. The transcript has a single exon.
AUGACAGUAAUGAGCUGGAGCGAAUUUGCCAAAAGCAUGGAUGCCCAUCAUGAUGACCAAGAAGUUUUAGACCAAUUCAUGGGCACAUUAGCAUUGAGUUAUGAGCACCUAGCUUUUCAUUUAAAGUUAUGCUUUCUUUGUUUUGCAAUAUUCCCAGAAGACCAUGCGAUACCUCUUAAAAGAUUAAUACUAUCAUGGAUAGCCGAGGGAUAUAUAGAAAGGGUUGACAAUAUGAGCCUAGAAGAUGUUGCAAUGAGUUAUUUGAUGGAUCUUGUUGAUAGAAAUUUAGUUAUUAUUGCCAAGAAAUGGUCUAACGGUGAAGUCAAGGCUUGUUCUGUUCAUGAUAUGCUUAGAGAUUUAUGUAUCAAGAAAUUUAAGGAAGAUGAAUCCUUCAGGGUACUUCACUUGUACAAAUGGGUUCAUGACAACAAUUCCUCCAACCUACAGUGUUGGAGUCGUCACCACUCUAUCCAAACCUUAUGUGUUCAUUCUCAUUGUAGUUGUGGAGCUAAUUUUCAUGAGCAUUCCUGUGCACCAUAUAUCCGAAUCCCCUUGCAUUGUGGAUCUAGAUUAUCUUUAUAUAGAUUCCUCCGAUUGUUGGAUCUAAAUGAUGUGACAUUUCAUGGUUUUCCCACAUUAGCAUUACAGCUAGUGCAUUUGAAGUACUUGGCUCUUCGUGUUAAACGUGUUGGGAGGCACAGACUACUAAUAUAUAGUCUCUGGAACUUGGAAACUUUCAUUCUUAGGCAUGGAGGAGAGACUGAUUUGAUUCUAGGACGAGGUAUUUGGAAGAUGGCAAAAUUGAGGCAUCUAUAUGUCUAUCCUAGUUUCGCAAUUGAAAUGCCUUGUGAUUGUUUUCCAAAUUCUCUGUUGCUUGAUGAUAUGCAGACCAUGACCACAUUGAAAUUUUCAUUUCUUAUCCAAGAGGUGCUAGCAAGAACUCCUAAUAUUAGAAAGCUGGGAAUUUAUCUAAAUGAGAAGGAUUCUCUUUCCCUUCUUGAUUUCGCAGGCUUGAAUCAUCUCGAGACAUUGGAAAUUAACUGGUUUAGUACUCUGUAUAGCAAAGUGCCUGUAGGCAUUCCUAAUCAUAAAACAUUUCCUCCGAACGUGAAGAAGCUCACACUGACAACUGGCUGCUUGGAGUGGAAGGACAUGACAAUCAUUGGAUUGUUACCAAACCUUGAGGUUCUAAAAGUGAGAUACAAUUGUUUCAGCGGACCAGUUUGGGAAACAUGUGAUGGAGGGUUCUGCAAUCUCAAGUUCUUGGAAUUGUGCAAUUUGGACUUUAAACAGUGGAUUUCUUCUGAUAGCGAUUAA